UUCGCAUCUCGACUAGCGGCAGAGACACACGUGUUAACGCGCAUUCGUUCAUUUCCUUCCUUUUGGCACAGUCGCGAUAAUUACAGGUGUAGGCGUGUUAAUUGGAAAAUAACUGAAUUGCAUUCAAAAUAAAUUACGUAUACGCUCCAUGCUACAUUUUCCGUAGCUGAAAUACAAGCACAUAGACCAGUAUAAGCAUAAACACUAACUGCACGAUGGCUAUGAAAACAAAAUCAACACCACCAACAACAGAGAUGACUCAGAAGCAACAAAAAGAACAAACCUCCACAAAAUAUUCACAUCGGCGGCAUCUUCAUUUGGAUACAUCGCUGCUACAGCGACACGCCGUUGCAAUUUCGACGUUUUUUAUUAUUUUCGGAUUACUUUGUGCUGCGAUUUGUGUCAGUGGGCAAGUUGAUGGCUACACUGCGGGCGUAGAUUAUCCUGCCUACGAAUCGGUGCCAAAAGGACUUUCAUUCAAAUGCCGGAACCGAUCUCCUGGCUACUAUGCUGAUACGGAGACACGUUGUCAGGUACAUACGUAA
Molecule: messenger RNA, 545 nt
Organism: Rhagoletis pomonella (apple maggot)
Lineage: Eukaryota; Metazoa; Arthropoda; Insecta; Diptera; Tephritidae
Exons: 3
Coding region: 216-545 (109 amino acids)
Source: RefSeq, a predicted model, not a curated record